UAGUCUGUCAGCUCUGAAGCAAAAUGACCCUUUCAUCUCCAGUAUCGUCGAUGUGACCAGCCAGGUCGCGCUGUAUACUUUUAACCCCAAAUCUAGCGAGUGGGAGAAGACUGAUAUUGAAGGUACUUUGUUCGUGUACACCAGGGAAGGACAAAGAUGGAUCAAGAAAAACUAAGAACCUGAUUUGGGAGAAAGGUUGUUUAUCUACGCCCCCAAGCCCCAAAUGAAAUAGUGAGAGUUCAGGUCUGCUUCCCCUUACCAUGGCUUUACAAUCAUGAAUCGAUUAAAUAUGAAAAACUUAGUCGAACCCAUCAACAAAGAUCUGGAGUUUCAACUCCAAGACCCAUUUCUUCUUUAUAGAAAUUCGAAUUUGUCAAUUUACAGCAUCUGGUUUUAUGACAAGAAUGACUGUCAACGAAUUGCACAACUCAUGUCAAAGGUGGUGCAAAUGGAGGCUCGGAGAGUCCAACAAGAAUCUCCAGGGAGAAUGACUCCAAAUAAAACCAAUGGAUGUGAAGAAGAAAAUGCUAUUGAUAUCCUAGAUAUGCUCAGUAAAGCCAAGGAAGAGUAUGAACAAACAUAUCAAUUUGGUGAUUCAAGUAUUUUAUCAAGUUCGCCAGGCAUACACAGCACUGUUGGCCUAGCAAUGAAAACACAGAUAGAGGAAUGUACCUCCUCUUCAGCGCACAACCACAAGAAUGUUCUUCAAGGUGCCAAGCACUUGACUGUAGAGGAAUUAUUUGGAGCUCCUGUUCCUAAAGAACAAAUGACAAACCCUAAUCAAGAAAUGUUGAAAUCUCAGCAAGAUGCUAAGUUAGGAAGCCAGAACUUGAUGCAACCCUUCACUUAUGAGCAAUCAACAGAAAAACAUCUAGGAAGCCCUGAGAGUCUUAAUAGCAAAAAUAGUUUUACCCGAUUGAAUUGCCAGGAAACCACCAUGGAAGUUCUAAUGACACCAGCUGCACUCCAGAAAUCUGACAAAACUAAGCGUGUGUACAAUAUUUGUACCAGUCCCCACAUUCAUUCUUCCAUGAAUGUUGAACCUCUUUCUAAUCAGACCACAUCCACCAUCAGUUCCAAUGGUCAAAAGUUGCAACAGGAAGUCAAAACUGUUUCACCACUUAUGAUGUGCCCACUUUCCUCUGAACCAGCGUGUGUUCAUCAGAAUCCAUCUUCAGGAAGUAACCCAGCUUCACAAAGAAUCACAGGUGAUAGAAGUACUUUGGAUAUUGGAUCUCAAGGUCAUGAACUGCUUCAGAAACUCAAACUAGCACAACAGCAUGACCAGCAGCACCAAACUGUCAGCAAACCUUCAUUAGCUGCAAAUUUUUCUCCGCUACUUGUAACACCAGAGUGCUUUAAAGAACCAAAUGUCAAAACUACAGAGGUCUCAUUGCAGGUUGUUCUAACACCGACCACCUCUUCAGUUGGCCCGUCUAUGCUUUUGUCUCCCAGUAUGUUCAAACAGUCAACAGGAAUGAUUUCAGAAGCUGAAAAUAAAUAUGCUUCUGCUUCUCCUUUAACAUUAGCUUCAGAGGCCCGAUCAUCACCAUUACCAACUGUUCUCAGUAAGACACAGCUUCAAGAAACAUUAACUCAUCUAAUAAAGAAUGACUCUGAUUUCCUAAACACAAUCCAUGAAGCUUAUCUACAGAUUCUUCUAAAGAACGUAGUUAACAUUAAGUAAUGAAGAGACAUAUGAGAGUGAACGUGUCUUCAAGUACAAAUAAUUAAAGGGUUGCCGCAAUAAGCAACAUGAUACUGUGAGAAUUCAACAUUUACUUCACAAUAUUAAUUGUCAAUCUGUACAUUUAUAUAUUGUGACCAUCAGGCUGUUUACAUCUACAAAAAUUGCUAUUUCUGGUUUAAAUAUUGUAAGGACUUCUGUGAAAGAGUUUGCCAAAACACAAGUGCGUGUGCAUAUAGAGAUGGUAACAUCCUACUUUUAAUGCCUUAAGCUACAGUGCAGCUGAUCAGCAAUAGAUGUUUCACUUGUUUUGUCUUUUUCUUUUUCUGUAAGAAACAUUAGUAAAAUUACUUGAUUUUUACAUAAGUCUCACUUGUUCCUGUUUGAAAAUGUGUCAAUGGCUUUGUCACCUUUUAAUGCAUAAAAUAAGCAUUCGAUUGAGUUUUUCUGUUUUAAAGGUAUGACAGUGUUUUAAGAGCAAUAAUGUGUUAUUGCUUAGAUGCAGAGGAAGGUGUUUUAAUCAUUUAUUUUAAACAUUUUCCAAUUAAUUUGAAAUACUAUACAAAUUUGUGUAGAAAUGACAGAAUUGUCCUAUAAAUAAAGGUAAAUGACAAAGUAAACAAGAUACUAGCAUAAAUAUGUGGAUGGCAACUAAAUUUCUCUCCAAAUAAUUGAGUGUCAUCUCUUCAACACUGUCCCUGAAUGCUUAUUUUGCAUUGUAGAUUCAGUUAUAGAUUUAAACAGCGACAAUGACAUAAGCAGAGUUCAAAGUUACACCAUGCUCUAAAAAUUAAACUUACCCUUCUUUUGUUGCAUUUUAUCAUCAGUUUCAUUUGUUUAUUUUGAUUAUAAAGAUUUUUUUGGGGAUCAAGCUUGUACCCAGUUUCAACAUCACCUCCUGACUUUGUGGAUAAACUGGCAGUUUAACAUGUGUUUUGGUACAAACAAUCAAAAAUACAUUUUCAUAGUUCCUAUGAUAAAUGCAUAAAAUUGCAUGGUUUGUAAUAGCCAAAUUGAACCCUAAUUUUCCCACCAAACUAAGUAUUUUAGUCACUUGUGGUCAUUGAUUUUCAAAAUAGUUAAUUUGUAUAUCAUUUUGCAACAUGUUUAAGUUAAUCAAAGCUACAAGUCGAAGUAUGUGCACGAGAGAUUUUCAAUGUAAAGAGGUGAUGUGUACUAAUUUCUUUUGUGUAGAAUAUUCAAUUAGUGACUGUCUAUUCAUGGUCUUGCAUAAAGACAGUAUAUUACUGUUAAAUUUAAUUGAUAAAGUGAAACGAAGACUUCAGCUUGAACAGUGUCUAGCUGCAUGUAUGUCAUUUGCUCAAUAAACUUUAAACCAUUUUGCUAUCAUAUUGACGUUGGCUUUCUUUAGUUAAAAUCCAAAGAUAGGAUAAUGUUUUUAGGUUUGUAUGAGCUUUAUAACUCAUUACUUGAAGUUUAGUGAGUUGAUAGUUAUGAUAACGUUAAUUAGAUAAUUGAUAGGACUUUACUACUUGUCUGCUUUUAAUAGAUUGCAAAUGUAAAGUUAGCCUUCUAAUUUUAGUUUUUUUUUCCUAUUAAUUGAUCUUCAUGUCCUUGCCAUUCCCCAGGUUUUCCUUUUCCCAGCACAGGUUUCAUUCCAUAUUUAGAGGCCCACGCUGGUCCCAUGUCCCUGCCAGUGCUGUGCUGUGAACAGCCAUGUUGAAGUACAUAACAGCAAUCCAUGGUAGGAUGUGCCUGUACCUGUUG
Molecule: messenger RNA, 3415 nt
Organism: Pristis pectinata (smalltooth sawfish)
Lineage: Eukaryota; Metazoa; Chordata; Chondrichthyes; Rhinopristiformes; Pristidae
Gene: dcp1a
Product: decapping mRNA 1A
Exons: 10
Coding region: 275-1687 (470 amino acids)
Biological process (GO): deadenylation-independent decapping of nuclear-transcribed mRNA; positive regulation of catalytic activity; deadenylation-dependent decapping of nuclear-transcribed mRNA
Cellular component (GO): P-body
Molecular function (GO): enzyme activator activity; mRNA binding
Source: RefSeq, a predicted model, not a curated record